Messenger RNA from Ornithorhynchus anatinus (platypus), 2384 nucleotides. It is a transcript of the gene NUP54, whose product is annotated as nucleoporin 54. The coding region runs from base 43 to 1719 and encodes 558 amino acids. The record is from RefSeq and is a predicted model, not a curated record. The transcript is spliced from 13 exons. Gene Ontology annotation, biological process: nuclear pore organization; NLS-bearing protein import into nucleus; protein localization to nuclear inner membrane. Gene Ontology annotation, molecular function: structural constituent of nuclear pore. Gene Ontology annotation, cellular component: nuclear pore; nuclear pore central transport channel. NCBI's taxonomy places the organism in Eukaryota, Metazoa, Chordata, Mammalia, Monotremata, Ornithorhynchidae.
GGCGGGGACACCGAGCGGCCCCCGGGAGCCGCGGCCGACGCCAUGGCUUUCAACUUCGGGGCCCCGGCGGGCACCACGGCCGCCGCCGCCACCGCCGCCGCGCCUGCGGGAUUUGGGGGGCUCGAAGCCCCCAACCCCCCCGCCAGCGGGUUUAAUUUUGGGGGCCUGGGGCUGGCCGCCAACCCCGCCGUCAACUUUAACAUUGGGACUUUCGGCGUGGCCACCACCUCGGCGCCCCCCUUCAAUUUCGGUGGGUUUGGAGGGUUCGGAACCACGACCACCGCAGCCAGUUCUGCGUUUAGCUUUACCGCUCCAACCAACACAGGCACAACAGGUCUCUUCGGUGCUACUCAGAACAAAGGUUUUGGAUUUGGGUCCGGUUUUGGCACAGGAACGGGAACAAAUCCAGGCCUAGGGGCCGGUUUGGGAGCCGGGUUGGGAUUUGGAGGAUUCAACACGCAGCAGCAGCAGCAGCAGCAGCAGCAGACAACUUUAGGCGGCCUCUUCAGUCAGCCCACGCAGACGCCUCCCCAGUCCAACCAACUGAUAAAUACGGCAAGCGCCCUCUCCGCCCCGACGCUUUUGGGCGACGAGAGGGACGCCAUCUUGGCGAAAUGGAACCAGCUCCAGGCCUUCUGGGGGACGGGCAAAGGAUACUUCAGUAACAACAUUCCUCCCGUGGAGUUCUCCCAGGAAAACCCCUUUUGCCGAUUUAAGGCAGUGGGCUACAGUUGCAUGCCCAACAACAAGGACGAAGAUGGCCUGGUGGUCUUAGUCUUCAACAGGAAGGAAACGGACAUUCGCAGCCAGCAGCAGCAGCUGGUAGAAUCACUACAUAAAGUUUUAGGAGGAAACCAGACCCUCACCGUCAACGUCGAGGGUGUGAAGACGCUGCCGGACGACCAGACGGAAGUCGUCAUUUACGUCGUCGAGCGUUCUCCCAACGGGACCUCGAGGAGAGUUCCCGCCACCACCCUCUAUGCUCAUUUCGAACAAGCGAACGUAAAGCCCUCCUUGCAGCAGCUUGGCGUGACCCUUUCCAUGGCUCGAACCGAGCUUUCUCCGGCACAGAUCAAACAGCUCUUGCAGAAUCCUCCCGCCGGUGUUGAUCCAAUUAUCUGGGAACAGGCCAAGGUGGACAACCCUGAUCCCGAGAAGUUGAUUCCUGUCCCGAUGGUCGGGUUCAAGGAACUGUUAAGAAGGCUGAAGGUCCAGGAUCAGAUGACCAAGCAACAUCAGACCCGAUUAGAUAUCAUCUCUGAAGAUAUAAGCGAGUUGCAGAAGAAUCAGACCACGACUAUGGCCAAAAUAGCCCAGUACAAGAGGAAGCUGAUGGAUCUGUCCCAUAGGACCUUGCAGGUCCUGAUCAAACAGGAAAUCCAGAGAAAGAGCGGCUAUGCCAUCCAGGCCGACGAAGAGCAGCUCCGGGUCCAGCUCGACACGAUCCAGUGUGAACUCAACGCCCCCACCCAGUUCAAGGGCCGGUUAAACGAGUUGAUGUCGCAGAUCAGGAUGCAGAACCACUUCGGCACGGUGAAGUCGGAAGAGCGAUAUUACAUAGACGCGGAUCUGCUCCGGGAGAUCAAGCAGCAUCUGAAACAGCAGCAGGAAGGCCUGAGCCAUCUGAUCAGCAUCAUCAAAGACGACCUCGAGGAUAUCAAACUGAUAGAACACGGCUUGAACGAGGGCAUCCACCUCAGAGGGGGCGUCCUCAGUUGACAGCCGCCGGCCUUGGCGCGGGGGGCGAGGGGCCGGCCCUCCGGCCCGGUUCCGGUUCCAGGACCGUCCGAUGAGAAGGCGAGGCCAGUCGCCGGUUCGGCUUUUCAGACGUGACGUUCGGCGGGCCGUUGGGGAACGCGAGCUGAAUUUGCUUUUAAAAUUUUUUUAAAUAAAGGACCCUACACCCAGGUCCCGUUAGGUCGGUCUGACGGCGGGGUCGACCUGGAAAAAUCAGCGUCGAAGACGUCGCCCUUGGCUGACCUCUCGUCCAUCUUUUCACGGCCGGUAAAAGUAGAAGAGGAAGGCCGCUUUGCACAGAGUGAACUUUGAAGCCCCGCCCUGGGAACUGAGCUGUGGCAGAUUUGUACCUUGUGGAGACGGAAGCCAGUUUUUAUAUAUGUCUCUGUCAUCCGUGGAAGAAGUAAAGAGAGAUUCUAAGAGUCACUGAUACCGAUUUGGCUUUCCUCUGGGACGACAAGGAUUUUGAAAGGUAUAUUUUUAUAUCGUUUCUUUGGAACGUUGGAAAUAAGUUCUCUCCAUCCUUUGGAAACAACCAAAUCCCCAUCCCCUUCUAUAACAUUGACUUGCUUUUCUUUUUGGCGUUUUCACUUCUGUAAAAGAUGAGAACUUCUUAUAAAUAAACUCUUGCUUUGUAAUAACUUUUA